AUAAAGCAAAACCCUCUUAUCUCUCGCCGUCGAUUCGAAUUUCCUAAACCCUCGCUUUUUCCACUCUCACUCGCUCCGACGUCGUUUCGAAUCGGCGCGCUUCCGAUACGCCUCGUCAUCGUCGGCUCCACUUCACCGCCACCAUGCCUCGCGCCACUUCAAAAAGAAAAGCGCCACCGUCGACCUCCGCCUCCGUCACCUCCUCCGACGUCGUUUCGACUCGUCCCGGUAAAAAAGGCAAGAAGGAGGUAGACAAGAUAGGCAGCCUCUUUGAUGUGUACGCAAACAAGACCUUGGACAUGAUUGACCCAGAAGGAAUUGUUUCUCUUUGUUCGCAUUUGGGAGUGGACCACACUGAUGUCAGAAUCCUGAUGCUUGCUUGGAAAAUGAAAGCAGAAAAGCAAGGCUAUUUUUCCAGGGAAGAGUGGCGAAGAGGCUUGAAAGAUUUGAAUGCUGACACCAUUGCUAAAUUGAAGAAAGCACUCCCAGGUUUGGAAAAAGAGUUGAUGGCCACAUCCAAAUUUGAAGAUUUCUAUGCUUUUGCAUUUCAGUACUGCUUGACAGAAGACAGGCAAAAGAGUGUUGAUAUCGAGACUGUUUGUGAAUUACUGAGUCUUGUGCUUGGUCCCAAAUACCGUUCCCAGGUUGACGUAUUAAUAAAGUAUCUGAAGGUCCAAAGUGAGUACAGGGCAUUAAAUGCGGAUCAGUGGAGACAUUUUUACCGUUUUUGCAAGGAGAUAAGUUUCCCAGAUCUCGAAGACUAUGAUUCUGAUCAAGCAUGGCCUGUGAUAAUUGAUAAUCUUGUUGAAUGGAUGAAAGAGAACAAGCAAAGCUAGUUUGAGCUUCCUUUGGGACACUGUGAUCCCUUUUUGUGAGAAUACAAUGCUAACUAUAAGAAGGGCUUGCGAAGAACUCGACUUUUCGAUUUUACUAACAAAUCAUUCAUGCUUGUCGUUUUUCUUUGUUUGGGACUUGUGGAGCUGCCUCUGCCUCUUAUGAGAAAUGCUAUAUUUUUCGCGAUGAGGAAAUUUUCAGUUUCAAUCAUAAUUGUAUCAUCGAAUGGGGUUCGCUGCUAUGUUUUCGGCAAUUGAUGAAUUGAUACAGGACCUUUCUUGCACUUA
This is a messenger RNA of Rosa chinensis, 1121 nucleotides long. Its product is annotated as DCN1-like protein 5. The transcript has 10 exons. NCBI's taxonomy places the organism in Eukaryota, Viridiplantae, Streptophyta, Magnoliopsida, Rosales, Rosaceae. Gene Ontology annotation, cellular component: ubiquitin ligase complex. Gene Ontology annotation, molecular function: cullin family protein binding; ubiquitin-like protein binding; ubiquitin conjugating enzyme binding. Bases 144 to 836 code for a protein of 230 amino acids. The record is from RefSeq and is a predicted model, not a curated record. Gene Ontology annotation, biological process: protein neddylation; positive regulation of ubiquitin-protein transferase activity.